Messenger RNA from Annulohypoxylon truncatum, 2410 nucleotides. RefSeq names its product concanavalin A-like lectin/glucanase domain-containing protein. Gene Ontology annotation, molecular function: hydrolase activity, hydrolyzing O-glycosyl compounds. The transcript is spliced from 3 exons. The record is from RefSeq and is a predicted model, not a curated record. NCBI's taxonomy places the organism in Eukaryota, Fungi, Ascomycota, Sordariomycetes, Xylariales, Hypoxylaceae. The coding region runs from base 107 to 2281 and encodes 724 amino acids. Gene Ontology annotation, biological process: glucan catabolic process.
UCUUGGACCACUGGGCUUGCUACCCUUUCUGACGUAUCCUACGUCGUCCUUUCGUUUGUCACCCCUGUCCCUCGUUCAUAUAUAUACCUAUACUAUAGCUAUAGCAAUGGCUCCUUCGUUUCUUAAGAGUGUUGGCGCUGCUGCGGCUGCCUUUGCUGCUCAUGCCGGCGCCACUCAGUCCUAUCAGGUUUCCGAGAUCUAUAAUUCGACGAACUUCUUUGACAAGUUCAACUUCUACACAAGCACCGAUCCCAAUGGCGGUUACGUCCAGUUCCAAAGCCAAUCUGCCGCACAAGACCUCGGCAUAGUUAAAUAUCAGAAUGGUGCAGCAUACGUCGGUGUAGAUACCAGUGGUGGCUAUAGUGCCUCAGGAGUCGGAAGAAAGAGCGUUAGGUUAGAAAGUAAGAACGUGUACAAUCAUGGUUUAGUUAUCGCCGAUUUCACCCAUCUCCCCAAGCCCGUAUGCGGCUCGUGGCCUGCAUUUUGGUUCUUCGGUGCACCGUGGCCCACCAAAGGGGAGGUGGAUCUGUACGAAAAUUGGAAUGACCUUACGUUCAACCGUCAUACUGCCCAUGUCGACGCGCCUUCUGUCGUUGGGAACUGUACGCUUGCAGCGGCGGAUAUGACCGCGACGAUUGACUCUCCGAACUGCUAUGACUUUGCCGCAGGACAAUACGACUACCAAGGUUGCUCCGCCUCGGAAUACUCAAGCAACUUUGGAUCAUCCUCUGGUGGUAUCUACGCGAUGGAGUGGACUUCGGACUACAUCAAAAUCUGGGACUGGUCAAGAACAGGAGCGCCCUCCGACAUUUUGAGCGGAAAGCCAUCGCCUAGUUCGCUAUGGGGCACGCCUUCCUACGCCAUUAAGCAGUGCAACAUCGAUAAAGCAUUCAAGGACAUGAACAUGGUUUUGAAUAUCGAUUUUUGCGGUGUUGCUGGGCAGACCGACAAGUGGGAUUUAAGUUGCCAAGCUGAAACUGGAUAUUCUACCUGCGCUGAAUAUGUCGCCCAGGGGAAUGACGACUUCGCUGAUGUCUAUUUCCAGGUUGAGGAUAUCAAGAUCUAUCAGCUUGAGGAUGUCCAAAAUUCGACUUCAUCUGCAGUAUCUAGCGCUUCUAGCUUGAGUUCCUCCGCUACUACUUCUGGCAGUGUUUCGGUAGCGACAACGUCCUCCGUGGCAUAUAGCAAUACCUCAUCCACUAUCUCGCCAGCUGCCUCGUCAACCGCCUCUGAUGAUGAUGACGAUACCUGCACCGACGACGAGGGAGAGUCCUCAAGUUCAUUUGUGGCAUCUGCAACCGCGAGCGUGUCAGCUACUACGACCGGGUCUUCUGGUAGCUCGCUCGUAACUGGCGGCGCAUCUUCUACAUCGGGACAGAUCACGGCGGCCUACCCUUAUGGCAACUCCUCCUACGCCGUAUCCAGUCUAUCAUCCGAAGCAGCAGAGUAUACCACUUCAACGAUUUAUACAACUAGUGUCCAUACGGUUACAUCAUGCGCUGCUACAGUGACCAACUGCCCUGCCCGCGGCUACGUUACUACUGAAAUCAUCUCCAUUGGAACUACCGUGUGUCCCGUAACAGCUAGCGGCUCAUCCCCCGAGCCGACGACAACAGCUAGCAUCCCCGAAGGUUACACUACAAGCACUGUCGAAGUGACGAAGACUUACACGAUCACCUCGUGCAAACCAACCGUUACCAAAUGUCCUGUAGGCGCUGUCACUACCGAAGUCAGCAUCACUACAACUGUGUGUCCCAUCGGAAGCUCGAGCCCUAGCUCUAGCUCUGGCCAGCCGGCCGGAAGCACGGGUACAGCAGGCCAGCUUGUCGGGAGCACCGGCGUCACAAGCCAGCCCGAGGCCGGGAGCACAGUUACAAGCGGAGUCUCGGCUUCGUAUCCCGUAGCGACAGGCAACGCGGCUACGCCGUCAACAGCUGUGGGCAGUGGCAGCAGCAGUGGCAGCAGCGGAAGUAGCAGUGGUAGCGACAGUAGCAGCAGUGGGAGUGGAAGUGGAAGCGGCAGUGGUAGUGGCAGCGGAAGCGGAAGCGGAAGCAGCAGCGGUACCGACGUUUUUGUAACGGCAACCGUUUACCCUAUCUCGAGCGGCAAGGUGAGUUACAACGCGACGUUAACGGCAUCUGUCGCGAAUUCCGCAAGCGCAGUGGCGACUGGGAACACAGGAGCGUCAACCAGCAGUGUUGUAGAGAUCAGUGCUGGUGUCAAGACGAGCGCUAGCUUUGCGCUCGCCGGUGUGGCAGCAUUCUUCUUCUUCGCUAUGUAGAUUGAUUAGAUGGGGAAUGUAUUUUAGGAUUGGGUUGUAUGAUGGUAAUUGGUAAUCAUAUACUCUAGAAUAUACUACAUGUUAGAAAAGUGAAGCUACUCAUUUUUCAACUUAAGUCUUAAGAUGCAC